Apis mellifera (honey bee) is the source of this 2406-nucleotide messenger RNA. RefSeq names its product histidine-rich glycoprotein-like. The transcript has a single exon. The record is from RefSeq and is a predicted model, not a curated record. Bases 1450 to 2196 code for a protein of 248 amino acids. Lineage: Eukaryota; Metazoa; Arthropoda; Insecta; Hymenoptera; Apidae.
UAAGAAAUAUUUCUUUAUUCAUAUUAUUGAUAUAAAUUCGAGCAAAAUAAAGACGUUGAACGAUGAAUAAAGAUAGGGGUACACUUUUUCUAAAUAAAUAAGAAUAAUCGGAUAUUUUCAGCCUACAAAGCAAUUAACUGUGAAAUAAAUUAAUGUUAUUUGCUCGUAACGUGGAAAGUACAGAGUCAAAUCAAGCAUCGCUAACGCGGCAAUCCCGAUAAAAAGCCAAUCAAUUUGUAGACGGCUGAAUAACAGUAGAACGUUUAUUACAAAACAGCCGGUAAUACGAAAAUAUUAUUUUCACCGUUCACCGAACUUCUUUCUGCAACAAUAGUUUCUAGCUUUCGUUCCCGAUUCAGUAUUGGUUCAGAAGUUAUUUCAAUUAACGAACGGGAAAGAUAUAUGAAUUAAAUUUAAAUCGAAAUUUUCCAAACAGCCGGAUAAAUUCCUUUCUUCGAAUUUUAAAUUUUAAAUCAUAAAUUUUAUUACCAUCGAGCAUAUCUAAAUGAAAAGAUCGAUAGAGUGUUCCAAUUAAAGAAAGGAUUGACAAUUUUAUAAAUGCAUUAGAUUGUAUCAAUAAUAAAUUCAAACUGUAUCCUGAUCUCUUAAAUAUUCUAGAAUCUAUUGCACAUUGAAAUUGAAUAUAAUAAACGUAUGAAAUUAGUUCAUCAAAAUGAAACUUGUUUCAAUGGUAUUGCUGAUCGAUUCGACUAUUACCUGAAUUUCCUUUACCUUCAUUUUCUCUUGUUAUUACCAUUUUACGUACCACGAAUUGAAAAUGAAGGUAAUGAGGGAAUGAAUUUCAGUAUAAAUUUAAAGUGUUCGGUCAGAUAUGUUCGAUUACAUUGAUCGCGAGAUAAAGAGAUCAACCGUGUCGAAGAAUUUCUUAAAAGGAGGCAUAAUCGUUCUAUCUAUUUUGCGGUCGAUGAACAACAAAAGUAUGUUCCUGUUAAUAAAUACAAUUUCAUUUAUUUUCUUCUAUCUCACUGUUAGUUUUACGAUCGUGUAUCGAUGAAUCGACUCGAGAUAAAAAUUAUUAAAUAUAACAAUAUUUGUGGCCACAAAUAUUUAAUCUAAAAUCCAGAUUUCCCUGGAAAAUCAUUGGAUCAUUACGAAAAGACACAUUGUCUACAAAAAAUGGAAGCGAGAAACAUAAUGUUUACAUGGAGAUAUUUCGCCUGUUAAGUUUGAGCAACCGAUUUCGAGCAGGUUGCAUAACGGCGUUGGAUCGAUCGAAAUCGACGAAUCGCCAAGCGGGUUAAGGAGACGUUACUUUCGCAACUUUCCUAAAGAAGCAGGAACCACUGCUUCCUUAAUAUCGAUUAUUCCCCGUUCGAUAUAUAAUCCGGGAGUGAUGGCCGGAUUAAUCAUACCGAGCACAGCGUCCGAGUCGAACGUUCCGAUAUCACCAUCGAUCGAAUCCCUACCUACCACCCUGCCCCCACCACCAUGAAGUCUCGACUCGCGAUUUCUCUACUGUUGGCGUUUGUCUUCUGUCAGUUCGGCUCGAUCGUUGCACGAGAGAUCGAUAAGAGAUCGUACGAUGACCUAGCUGCGGCGGCGACUCAUCAGCAUCAUCAUCACGAGGAGGGCGGUGGCGAGGAGCACCACUCCGAUCAUCACAGCAAGCACGGUGGCCACGGUGACAAGGGUUACAAAUCGUCUCAUCAUCACGAGAAAGGGGAGAAGGGACACCACGACAAGGAUCAUCACAGCGGUCAUUACGACGAGGACGAGGGUCACAAGAAGAGCCAUCAUCACGAAGAUGGUUAUUACGGGGAGCAUCAUAAGGGGGAGAAGGGGGAGAAGGGUCACAAAUUCCACGAGGAGGGGCAUUAUGGGAAGGGGCACAAGACGAAGGGGCAUCACGAGGUUCACAAGUUGGACGAGUUCAAGAAAGACAAGGAAUUCUUCGAUGAACACCACGAUUCUGGACACCACGAGGAUCACGGUGGCCAUCAUCACGAACACGGACACAAGAAGGGUGGACAUUUCAAGAAAGGGCAUCACGAUCACGGGGAGCACGAGGAUCAUUAUGGGAAGAAGGGACACUUUGAGAAGGGACAUCAUCAUCACGAUGAUAAGGGGCAUAAGAGCGAAGGUGGACACGAGGAGCAUCAUUCUCAUCAUUCCCAUCAUGGGAAGAAAGGGGGACACGAUGAUCACAAGUCAUGGGGAUUUAAGAAAGGGCAUUGAGGAUGAUUUUUAUCGAUUGUUAUGUUUGUUGAACACUGUUGAGAGUUGAUCUUUGUAUCUGAUCGAAAAUAAAUGUAUUUUUGGAAACAAUUUUUUUAUGUUUCCUUCUUUUGUUUGUUGUUCGGUAUUUUCGAAUCAAAUAUUUUGUAACAAAAUUAAAUAUUAUAUAAGCAAAAUAUAAACUAAAUGUUAUGAUAUCUGAAUCUUUCA